UGCGCUGGGGUUUGCCAGAGGCGUUCGGACGGACGGAGAAGCGAUAGCAGCUGGACGGGUCUUGCUCUGUGCCGGCCGCCGGGAGCCGGGCGGCGGCAAACAUGAAUGUUGGAGUUGCCCACAGUGAGGUGAAUCCAAAUACCCGUGUUAUGAACAGCCGGGGUAUGUGGCUGACAUAUGCUUUGGGAGUUGGCUUGCUUCAUAUUGUCUUACUCAGUAUUCCCUUCUUCAGUGUUCCUGUUGCUUGGACCUUAACCAAUGUUAUACAUAAUCUGGGUAUGUUUGUAUUUUUGCAUGCAGUAAAAGGAACACCAUUUGAAACUCCUGACCAGGGUAAAGCAAGACUCCUAACUCAUUGGGAACAACUGGACUAUGGAGUCCAGUUUACUUCUUCACGGAAGUUUUUCACAAUUUCUCCAAUAAUUCUAUAUUUUCUGGCAAGUUUCUAUACGAAAUAUGAUCCAACUCACUUCAUCCUAAACACCGCUUCUCUCCUGAGUGUGCUAAUUCCCAAAAUGCCACAGCUACAUGGUGUUCGGAUCUUUGGAAUUAAUAAGUAUUGAGAUUUUUUGAAGCUAAAAAAAAAUAUUUUCCGCUACUGAGUUUCCUAUGAGGAAGAAGUGGUUAGUAAACUGCACUAUUUCUAUGAUAAUGUGAAAAUGAGGUAUUUACAUUGGAGGACCAACUGUUAGUUCUUCAUAUGCUGUUUUGAAGUGCAUAGUUUUACUAAAAGAUGCCUCUGUUUAAUGCAUCUAGUAUAUUUCUGAAGAGAGGCUUUAUAGGUAACCUUGCUGGGCAGGCCCAGCUUAUAAGUUAAAUGACUAUAGAGUAAGGGUGUAAUAGAUAAAUCCAAGCCAAGUAAGAUUUGUAAGAAAUUAGGACCAGCUUAGCUUAUAGUUGAAUAGGUAUUAUGUUAGGAGGAGAAAAUUUCCAAUCAUUAAGUCAUGGUCACUUUUAACAGACUUGCAUAUAAACCAAAAUCAUCUCUUUACAAGUUUAUUAUUAUACAUUGUUUUUUUAUUACC
Condylura cristata (star-nosed mole) is the source of this 1025-nucleotide messenger RNA. It is a transcript of the gene ORMDL1, whose product is annotated as ORMDL sphingolipid biosynthesis regulator 1. NCBI's taxonomy places the organism in Eukaryota, Metazoa, Chordata, Mammalia, Eulipotyphla, Talpidae. Gene Ontology annotation, biological process: ceramide metabolic process; negative regulation of ceramide biosynthetic process; intracellular sphingolipid homeostasis. The coding region runs from base 102 to 563 and encodes 153 amino acids. Gene Ontology annotation, cellular component: endoplasmic reticulum membrane. The transcript is spliced from 4 exons. The record is from RefSeq and is a predicted model, not a curated record.